Molecule: messenger RNA, 1787 nt
Organism: Siniperca chuatsi (mandarin fish)
Lineage: Eukaryota; Metazoa; Chordata; Actinopteri; Centrarchiformes; Sinipercidae
Gene: cxcr4b
Product: chemokine (C-X-C motif), receptor 4b
Exons: 2
Coding region: 168-1295 (375 amino acids)
Biological process (GO): chemotaxis; neurogenesis; brain development
Cellular component (GO): membrane
Molecular function (GO): chemokine receptor activity
Source: RefSeq, a predicted model, not a curated record
GCCCGUUUUUGGAGACGAGCGCAUCCUGCUGCUCCUCCUCCUCGGGGGAGGGGUCACCACCACCGGCGCUAUUUAUUGAGUAGGUUGCUCACGGACAAAGUGAUCCCCCUGCUACACACUCAAGCCACACACAGCUCCUAACGUGACAUUACGAACGAGUGGUAAACAUGGAGUAUGACAUCUCAUUUGACUUCUUCGACAACAUUACCGACAACCUCUCAGAGGGGUCUGGAGACUAUGACCUGGGCCAGGAGGCAUGUGGCGUAGCGCUCAACAAAGACUUCAACAAGAUCUUCCUGCCCACAGUUUAUGGAAUAAUAUUUGUUCUGGGAAUCAUUGGCAAUGGAUUAGUCGUUGUUGUCAUGGGCUACCAGAAAAAGGUCAAAACGAUGACGGACAAGUACCGGCUCCAUCUCUCUGUGGCUGACCUCCUGUUCGUCCUCACACUGCCCUUCUGGGCCGUAGAUGCGACCAGCACCUGGUAUUUUGGAAGUUUCCUCUGUGUGUCUGUGCACAUGAUCUACACAGUCAACCUGUACAGCAGUGUGUUGAUCCUGGCCUUCAUCAGUCUGGACAGAUACUUGGCAGUUGUGCGGGCUACCAACAGCCAAGCCACGAGGAAACUGCUUGCGAGCAGAGUGAUCUAUGUGGGCGUGUGGCUGCCUGCAGCUGUGCUGACUGUACCUGACCUUGUCUUUGCCAGGGUGCAAAACACCGGGUCUUCAAACUUCCACCUCUCCGACGAAAGCAUGGACACUGCAGACUCCACGCUCAUCUGCCAGCGGAUCUACCCGCAGGAAACCAGUGUCAUUUGGACUGUCGUUUUCCGCUUCCAGCACAUCCUGGUGGGCUUCAUACUGCCCGGUCUGGUCAUCCUCAUCUGCUACUGCAUCAUCAUCGCCAAGCUGUCGCGAGGCUCCAAGGUCCAGGCACUGAAGAAGAAAGCUCUGAAGACCACGGUCAUCCUCAUCCUGUGUUUUUUCUCCUGCUGGCUGCCCUACUGUGUUGGCAUCUUUUUGGACACCCUCAUGAUGCUGAACGUGGUCGAACCCUCUUGUAAACUGCAACAAGCAGUGGAGAUGUGGAUUUCUGUCACAGAGGCGCUGGCCUAUUUUCACUGCUGCCUAAACCCCAUCCUCUAUGCUUUCCUAGGAGUUAAGUUUAAGAAAUCAGCCAGGAGUGCACUGACAGCCAGCAGCAGAUCAAGUCAGAAAGUGACUCUCAUGACAAAAAAGCGAGGGCCAAUUUCAUCCGUGUCAACUGAGUCUGAGUCCUCAAGUGUUUUGUCAAGUUAACAAACUGUCAACCUCAGAAUCUGUGACUUGAACCCCUCAGGAGAGAAAAAAAACUAAGCUUUAAUUUCAAAGAACUUACUACAUUUUGUACAGAUGUAAAAAAAGAGUUUUUAUACACUUUGAUUUGUUUGCCUUGUUUACUGCAAUUGUGUGUCUUGUGAGGGUUUUUACUGCAUUUUUUCAUUUUUUUUUAUGUUCCUCAAAGCAGAUUGUGUCCUUAGGCAGUGCCUCAUUUCCAUUUAUUCAGCUUUACAAUCAAGAUCCAUUUCCCCUGUUUUCAUCUUUACAAUCUGUGUUGCUGUAUCAAAGCUCAGUCAUACAAUGCCCUCUUCUGUUUUCAGGGAUGGUAGCUGCUCUUGGGAACUGUACAUAGUUUGUAGCAUUUGUGUGUUCGCACUUAGGUUGUGUGAUUAUCUGAAAGCUAUUAUUUAUUGCCGUCAUUCACACUGGAAGUUUUAUAAAAGAAAUAAACUGCAUGCUGCUUUUUUACCA